CGCUGUAUAAAUACAUGUACAGAUCAAACAUAGAAUUCACUGUCAAACAAAAGCAUCUUGUGUUGCUUACAAGAAACACGCACACACAAGGGCCCUUUUUGACUAAGUCCCGUUUCCUACACAAAUUAAGGAGCAUGUCCAAGACUAGAACAAGAGGCAAAAUUGGUGGCAUUUUAAAGCUCAAGAUAGUGUUGGAAAGGCUGCAGAAGAGUCUAAUUCUAGGGAAGAAAUUUUCUUGCGACGACGAGAUGGAAGAGAUUCCGGUGCCGGAAGACGUAAAGGAAGGGCAUUUUGCUGUGAUCGCGGAGGACGACGAUGAACUCAAGAGAUUCAUCGUGCCGUUGAGUUGCCUCACGCACCCGUCAUUCUUGAGGCUAUUGGAGCAAGCUGCUGAGGAGUAUGGCUUUGACCAUGAGGGCGCCUUGACGGUCCCCUGCCGGCCGAGCGAGCUCGAGCGGAUUCUGGCGGAGCGGUGGGCAGAGGAAAGGGGGUCUAGGGUUGCCGCCGGUGGUGGUGUUCAUAAGUGGGGUUCAUGCAAUAAAACUACGUUGAAGAGCUACUAAAUACUAAUGUGUUGUCUACAUAUUAGGCUGGUAAAUGUUAACGACUUAGGUACUAUCCCAAAAUAAAAUUAUGAGUCGUUAAAUUAUACAUGAGGAUGUAAUUAUUUUGUUUGUUGAAUUAUGUUAUAUUAGUUGAGGCUCAUAAAUUAAUUGUUGGAUCGAA
Messenger RNA from Sesamum indicum (sesame), 726 nucleotides. RefSeq lists its product as uncharacterized. The record is from RefSeq and is a predicted model, not a curated record. NCBI's taxonomy places the organism in Eukaryota, Viridiplantae, Streptophyta, Magnoliopsida, Lamiales, Pedaliaceae. Gene Ontology annotation, biological process: response to auxin.